Xylaria bambusicola is the source of this 2445-nucleotide messenger RNA. RefSeq lists its product as uncharacterized. NCBI's taxonomy places the organism in Eukaryota, Fungi, Ascomycota, Sordariomycetes, Xylariales, Xylariaceae. The record is from RefSeq and is a predicted model, not a curated record. Bases 445 to 2190 code for a protein of 581 amino acids. The transcript is spliced from 2 exons.
GGGAUGGGAUGGGUGAUAUCAUGGAACCCAAAUGACAACACAUCCGCGAAUCUCGCCUGGUCUUGACGAUGUAAAAUAAUCCUCAGGCUGGGCUGGUAAUUUUCAGGCUGUGUGGACUGACGCCUAUCAACAAUGCUCUAUCCAAGCAGCAUUCUAGCUAGUAAUUCUCAAUGGGGCGAGCUUCCGGUGGGUUCGUGGGUUCGUGGCCUCGAAGAGCACCUACCGAAUCGCGACAUAUUACUAAGGCCAUAGUUGAAGUAGCAUUGCUAGUUGCAUAUACAAAGGCCUAUAGUUGCUGCUAGAUAUAAUGAUAUUUAAUCCCUGGUGGUCACCCCUCAAAUGCUGCUGCAUAGAUUUACGAAAGAGCAGUAUUUCCUUGGACAUAGCCUUCGUUGAAGAGAAGCCAACCUUGCUCUGAAGCUUGCAUCUUCUGCAUCAUUCAAGAUGGCAGACCAGCCAGCCUUUCAUUUCGACGAUACACCGUCCGGUCACGAUGCCAGCAAGCGGCUAGAAGGCCCUAUUCAUGCCGAGAAGGACAUGCGCAUUGUGAUCAUCGGAGCUGGAGCAUCAGGUCUCCUCCUAGCUUACAAACUUCAGAAGGACUUUCAGAAUAUCAGCUUCACAGUGUAUGAGAAGAAUCCAGCUGUAGCAGGGACAUGGUACGAGAAUAGGUAUCCAGGGUGUGCCUGUGACGUCCCGGCACACAACUACACCUGGAGUUUUGAGCCAAAAAGUGACUGGUCAUCAGUUUACCCUCCUGCCGAAGAGGCGUACGGCUACUUUGAAGGAUUCGCCCAAAAGUAUAACCUACAGCGAUAUGUCCGUCUACAACACCAAGUUAUUGGGGCCUACUGGAAAAGCGACACAGCAGGAUACGAGAUACGGGUCAAGGAUACGGCUAAUGAUGCGUUGAUUACCGAUCACUGCAACAUUCUCAUCAAUGCGGGUGGUAUCCUUAAUCACUGGCGCUGGCCUGACAUUACGGGUCUAGACAACUACAAGGGAAUCCGCUUGCAUACAGCCCAUUGGGACCAAUCCGUUGAGUUAGAGGGAAAGCAUGUUGGUCUUAUCGGCAAUGGAUCGUCGGGCAUCCAAGUCCUACCUGCGAUUCGAGACAAAUGCAGCAAAGUCACUACAUUUAUUCGCAAUCCCGCAUGGGUUUCGCCGACCGCUGGUCUUGAGCAACGUGCAUUCAGCGAGGAAGAAAGGUCUACUUUCGAAAAUAAGCCUGGCGCUCUGCUCGAGUAUCGAAAAACUAUCGAGAAUGGCCUCAAUGGAUCAUUCGGCCUGUUCCUGAAGAAUCACAAGAUACAACAGGAUACCCAAACUUAUGUGAAUGGUCAAAUGGUGGAAAAGAUUAGAGAUGAGAACCUGAUAUCGAAACUAACUCCCAAAUUCAGCCUUGGGUGCCGUCGACUCACACCGGGUGUCAAUUAUCUAGAGUCUCUGACUAUGCCCAAUGUUGAAGUUGUCUGCGGAGAAAUCAAGGAGAUCACAGAGCGCGGCUGCUUAUGUGAUGACGGCAAAGAGUACGCCGUCGACAUACUUAUCUGUGCUACUGGUUUUGAUACGAGCUUCCGGCCUCGCUUCCCUAUCGUCUCACACACGGGAGAGAAUUUGCAAGAUAAAUGGGCGACGGAUCCCCAGUCAUAUCUAGGCGUGGCUGUUGCAGGGUUCCCGAACUAUAUGACUGUAUUAGGGCCUAAUUCCCCUGUCGGCAAUGGUCCUGUUCUCUAUGGCGUCGAGGCCCAGGCAGACUGGAUUUGCAGGUUUGUCGACCAGUAUCAGACCACCAAUAUGAAGAUGUUCAUGCCGAAAGAAGAGGCCGUCCAAGACUUUGUGCAGUACAAAAACCACUUUAUGAAGCAGACAGUGUGGGUGGAUGACUGUCAUUCGUGGUACAAAAACAGGGGCAACGGACAGGUUACUGCCUUGUGGCCGGGGAGCACGCUUCACUAUGUCGAAGCGUGCAAAAAUCUUCGUCUCGACGACUUUGAUAUAUCUUAUUCCGGCAACCGCUUCGCAUGGCUAGGAAAUGGGUACUCACAGACAGAACUCGACGAAACGGCUGACUGGGCAUAUUACAUCCGCGAGCAUGACGAUAGCCCCCCUCUUUCUACCGCUGGGCAGAGAAAGUUGCUCACGGAGAGUGGCACGGUCAAAGAACGUACAUUGGUCAAGUACUCUUGAGCACAUCAUCAAGCAGGUCAAACCUAUAUAUACAACUAUUGAAAACAUCUAAUACACAAACUCAGUGUCUCAACAACUGUAGCCGAUGAAGAUGAUUGACCUGGGAAAGGGUAUCGCCAGCCAUCUUCUAUAGCUGAGUUGAAUAGGUGCUGCCUGCAUAAGACACUUCCUCUUGAGUAACGCUAACUCUAAUCAAUUUUCGUCCUUUGAGUUGUUAUGACUAAGUGUGUUACAUGCAUGUUCAUGUAGCAUGUU